UGCAAACAAAACAUUAUUUAAAUUUUAUUAUUCAUUUUAUUUUUGUAAAUAAUGCCAGCAGGGACUCAGGGUGGUAAAAAGAAGCCCCUCAAGGCUCCUAAAAAGGUUGAGGUUCUAACUGAAGAAGAUCUCGAAUAUAAAAAGAAGAAUGCUGAAUUAAAAAGGCAAGAUGAAGAGGCCAGGAAAAUGCUUCUGGCAAAAAUGGCAGCAAAGAAGAAAUAAAUUUAAUUAUUUAACCUGAUUAGAACUAAAACAAAAUCGUCAAUCUAAUUUCUGGUCUAAGUAACAUUCUGUCUAUCGGGACGUUUAGUUAACUACACAUUGUCCAAAAUAUGUAACAUAAAUGAUAUAAUAUUGUUUACUUUGAA
Molecule: messenger RNA, 368 nt
Organism: Theileria parva strain Muguga
Lineage: Eukaryota; Apicomplexa; Aconoidasida; Piroplasmida; Theileriidae
Product: Translation machinery associated TMA7 family protein
Exons: 3
Coding region: 52-222 (56 amino acids)
Source: RefSeq, a predicted model, not a curated record